GUUAUGCGUGGCGUAAAGUCGCAAAGUGUGCUUAGUGCUAAUAAGAGUAAAUUUUGAAAAAAUAAAGAAUAAUUUUUUAAAAACAAAAGGAUUGCUAAUCAAAGGAGUUGGAGUCAACGUAUUUGAUUCCAGAAGUUCUGAACAGCAAAUUGCCUUACAAAUAAUUCAAAAUGUGCAGGCUGAACAAAGGACAAGUCUACAGUCCAUCGAAAUGGGGCUGGGGGCAUUCAAAGUGGAUUCCGUCGAAAAUAAGCAACUCCUUGAAAAGUUCAUGGCUAAGGCGGAGGUUAGCUUGAACCUUAUUAUGGAGAAACUAUGCCUUGGAGUUGAGCAGGUGGAUACAGCUGAAAUUCCCGACAGCUUGUUGCCCACCAAAGAUCACGCCCAGAUGGAUGAACUGGAAGAAAAAAUUGGAGCUGAUCCAGUUUUUAAGCGAGCCUUAAUUCGGAAACUCAGCACAUUUGGAGGAGUAAGCGCGAAUAAAAACUGUUCGCACAAUGUCCACUGUCCAGGUGCAUGUGUGAACACACUUUGCUCCUCGAAUACUCGUGGUUCGGGGCGGCCACCAAAAAACGAUUCGAUGUGUACAAGCAAAUUUUUGGUGUGAUGGUGGAGGCGGUCAGGAAGAGGUUCCCUAACUUCAGCGAUGCAGAGAGAUCCGCAUACAUGAAACGUACUUAAAGCAGGCUCGUUUCAGGCUGGGAAAAUUGUAAGUUCAUUUUACCCACAUUUCUUUUUAUAUAGUUACAUUUAUAUUAUAUUACUGUAGUUUUUAUUUUUAUUUUUUUUUCUAAUAAAUUUGUUUAUUUAUUUUCAGCGACGGAGCAGCAACCGA
Eupeodes corollae is the source of this 835-nucleotide messenger RNA. RefSeq lists its product as uncharacterized. The record is from RefSeq and is a predicted model, not a curated record. The transcript has 3 exons. Bases 212 to 607 code for a protein of 131 amino acids. NCBI's taxonomy places the organism in Eukaryota, Metazoa, Arthropoda, Insecta, Diptera, Syrphidae.